CCGGUCUGCCUCGCAGUCGUUCGCUCGGUUCGCUCAGGAACGCGUCCCGACACUUUCGAACGCUUCGAAUUUGUGCGUUGUCGACGGCCGCAAAAACAAGGGAUCAGAAGACAGCGAGGGAACGCUUUCCUCCACCCGCACACCAUGGGCGACGCGGAGAGCGGAGAGCUCGGUGUGCCGACGACGCAAAAGCCGUCGAAGAAGCCGCCGCGAUCGACGGCGCCCGUCGUGGUGCCCAAGAACCCGUACGACGUGCAGCGCCUGAAGCUCGAGCGGCUCAUGGAGCACCCCGAGCGUCCCGUCAUCAUCCCGGAGCCCGCCAGGCCGCGGGCGCCGCACGAGGCGCCAGAGUUCGUGCGCAACGUGAUGGGCUCGAGCGCGGGCGCCGGCUCGGGGGAGUUUCACGUGUACCGUCACCUGCGUCGCAAGGAGUACGCGCGCCAGAAGUACAUCGACCAACGCGCCCACGAGGACCAGCUCGACGUGGAUUUCCGCGAGCGCGUCGAGCGCAACCGCCGCGAAGCCGAGGAGCGAACGGCCAAGAAACGGGCCAAGCGGCAGCGCAGGAAGCAGAAGCUCAAAGAGCGCCGGACAUCGGGCAAGACAUCCGCCGGCAGCGGUGGGCAGGGGGGCGAGGACGACAGUUCGUCUGAAGAAGACGAGGAGGAUGACGCAACGAAAGGGUCAGAGGCAACAAGCGCCGCAAGCGAGGAGCAAGCAAGCAAGCAAAGCUCUACAGAAGACGCAACGCUCUCUACUGCUGAGCCGACGGAGAACUACGCAGCAGCGGAUGUCCCCGUGUGCGACCCAGACGAGGUGACCCAGACGACGGGCAAAGAGGCUGCCGGCAGCGGUGAGCAAGCGGGCAAGACCGACAGUUCGUCUGAAAAACAGGAGGAAAGUGGCCAGACGUCGAAAGCGGCCACAACAACGACGCUUCCAAGUGCUGAGCCUACGGAAAACGCCGCAGCAGCGGAUGACCCCGCGCGCGACGCCAAUGACGAAGCGACAGCCGACAACGACGAGCGCGCAGUGAAAAUUGAACCGGCUACCGGCGAUGCCGACCAAACGGUGGACUAAGUGCGGAUGUUAACAGUCGACGCAUUGUAAAACCUGCACUCGGGCAGCAAAUGGCCCCUUCGUCGAACCCUGUCGACCAGCAGAGACCGAAAUGAAACGGCAUCCCAAAGCCAAGGCUUUGGGACCACACGGGAAAACGCCCCCGCCUGACUAAAGUAAUUGUGACAAACUAUGGUGACUGCGUCAGACUUCCCGAAAAAGUUGUCUUCAGUGCCACACACUCUCCCGUGUAACGGUUUGCAAGUGUAAGUGGUGCGUGUGGAGUUUUUUUUUCGUUGUGUGCGUAGCAAACACACGUCUGUUAAAAAAAAACUUUUUGUUAUAAAGUUGAUGCAGCUGUGUGUUAGCUGCUGUUGCAACCAAC
Messenger RNA from Dermacentor andersoni, 1444 nucleotides. RefSeq lists its product as uncharacterized. The record is from RefSeq and is a predicted model, not a curated record. Gene Ontology annotation, biological process: negative regulation of protein kinase activity. Gene Ontology annotation, molecular function: protein kinase binding; protein kinase inhibitor activity; double-stranded RNA binding. NCBI's taxonomy places the organism in Eukaryota, Metazoa, Arthropoda, Arachnida, Ixodida, Ixodidae. Gene Ontology annotation, cellular component: nucleolus.